This is a messenger RNA of Drosophila virilis, 4651 nucleotides long. RefSeq names its product trafficking protein particle complex subunit brun (gene brun). Gene Ontology annotation, cellular component: trans-Golgi network. The record is from RefSeq and is a predicted model, not a curated record. Lineage: Eukaryota; Metazoa; Arthropoda; Insecta; Diptera; Drosophilidae.
UGCCAUUCACUGCGAAUAGCACACAGCUGAAAACUGAUUUUUUGCUUGUUAAAGUUAACUUGCGUUUUGUUUCUGUUGGAUUCGUGGGCAUUGACAUAAUUGAUUUACCCCUUUUUGUGCAAUCUCAUGCUGCUACGUACACGUACAGAACCGAGUGAAUGUUGAGGAUUGUCGUAAGCAUUACAGGGGCAGAGUAAAAGUAACAGCAUCAUAAAAGGGGGAGGCGAUCCGAUGUUAUCGCUUACUACGAAGUUUUUCACAUCUAAAUACGACACAAUGGAAAUCAAUUGAGGCACGUCAAUGUCAACGUCAGUUGCACACAAUAAAAGCAGCAACACCUAUCGGCUUGUACGAAGUGUUAGUGGAAAUGUGAAGAGCAAUUGCAAGUCGUAGACCCUAGAACUGGAACAGGUGGAACAGUAAGAGUUGCAAAUGCGUGCCGCAGUUGGACUUGUGCAGUCCCAUGCUAGCGUGGAGCCAGUUAUGUCACGUCUUGAUUACGAGCAGAAUGCUCUCCACCAUAGCUGCUUGCUGGUGCUGCUGCGCGGUGUGGGGCCUUCACGCGCCCGCAUUUUGCAGCGGGCCUUUGAGAAGGUGCGACGUGUCAAUAAUAUCAAAGUAACGGAUUCUAGCGGCACUGUGCGUACCAUUUAUUUUCGCUUCAUACAUGAUCAUCCCGUGGAGCACAACGAUUGGGGCGACUUUCAAACGCAUCGUCGCCUGCUCGGCCUCAUAACAAUUGGAAAGUUUGACAACCAAACGGAGCUUAACGAGCUGUGCCGACACCACGAAUCCCUUAAAGUGCGCUAUGGCAGCACGCUAUACGAGUCACGUGCCAUAUUCUUUGGACCCGACGCAGACACAAAGCACACUUCAAGCACGACAACUGUGGUCAAUGGUCAGCCUGUGCUACAAACAAUUGGUGAACACACCGCAAACGCAGAUGUAGUAAUUAAGGAAGAGCAGCCCCAGCUUCCUGGCCGCCUUCAGGAUGAGUACACCACGCCGUCCAAUUUUAAGUCGCAGGCAUUUUUUUAUCGGGAGCAGGAUGCCGGUAUGGAUCUGGAAGCACGUAUCGGUGAUUUUUUGAGCGCUCUCUUUUGGGUGCUGGAGUCGCGACGCCUUGAACGUUCGCGUGAGAAAGCCGACAAGGUCAGUCUGUUGCUGGCGCCCUUUGAGAAACGCGACUUUGUGGGCUUGGACAUGGAUUCGCGCAACAAUCGCAAGCGCUGUGUGGGCCGUGUGAUGAAGAACUUGGCGGAUCUGUCCUUGCAGGCUGGUCUCUUGGACGAUGCACUAAGCUUGUAUCACAAUGCCAACGAGACACUGCGCUCAGUUGGCGAUUCCCUGUGGGUGGGCGCGAGCGAAGAAGGAUUAUGCGCGGCCUCGGCUGUUUUUCUGUAUCCACAAAUGAGGGAGAUCGAAACGCUGCACAGGAACGCAUCUCUGCAGGAAACAGGUACUUCACCACUACGGAACACACCGGAGAAGUGGCGUGCCAGCGAUGCGACUAAGAAAAUAAAUACGGCCGCCGUGAUGACAGGAACCACGACCGCGGCUUCAGCAAACUGCGCAGAGGCUCUUACCUCACACUCUUCUUCCUGCUCAUCGGUGUCAUCUCUUUUGACCAACAAUUCCUCAGCAUCGGGCACGCCCACAACCUCAACAUCCUCUUCCUCGACAUCGACAAUAUCGGUAGCACCGCAUGGUCAGCGUAAUGGCGAGCUGCCCGGGAAUAUACUCAAGCCCGAGGAAAUAACCAACUAUUAUCGGAAGGCGAUAAUUAACUAUAGCAAGUACCGCCAUGCUGCAACCAUUGAGACAGAGGCUGCUCUGAAGGCUACGCGCAUUUGUAUUGAGCAGAAUCGGCCGCUGGAUGUGGCCAUGUUUCUUCAAAACAUUCUUUACAUAAACCUCAGUAUGAGCGAGUCGGAGCGCGUCAAGCGAUUCGAAGUGAUCACGGAGCUGUAUCAGCAGAUCGGAUACCAGCGUAAGGCUGCCUUUUUUCAGCGCCUGGCUGCGCUAAAGCAUGUUCAACAGGGUACUCAAACACCAGACUGGACUCAGAGCUAUCGUCUAAUGCUGGGCAGUUUUACUGGCUAUCUGCUAUCGCUGGAUCCUCUGGAAGUGCUGGAGAAUGCAGCUGGUUGGCCGGCACUGCAAAUAGAUCUUGUACAGAGUCUUAUAUCUGCAGCGAGACGUCUGGGACACUCUGCUUUGGCUACUCGCCACAUGACGUAUCUGCUUCAAACACAAUGGGACAAUAUGUCUGCUACGGAGCAAAGUGAAAUGGCUGUACAGUUGCAGAAUCUGAGUGCGCAAUGUGAAGGCUCGCCUGUGCCGCUUGUGCUAGAAAAUGGGACUGUGAUACCGCCCGCCAAUCUCACGGAUCUACCAUACUGCACGCAGGUGGUAGCAAGAGAUUUACCUGCCCACUUGCGCCCGCUGCGAAUCAAGAUCGCCAAAGCCGACAAUGGCCCAUUUCUGUUCACACCUAUACACUUUAAUUCUGUUGAUCGCCGGGAUAAGAAAAAGGACAAAAACAAAAUAGACUUUUUAUGGGUGCAAAACGAUCUUUGUGAGGUAUGCGUUACCCUUCGCAAUCCAUUGCCCUUUGAGCUGGCCGUCACCGACAUGCGUCUGCUUACAAAUGGAGUAGUCUUUGAAUCGUUGCCGCAGACAAUUGUUUUGCAGCCGCAUGUGCCCACGAAUGUCUCUCUACACGGAACACCUAUUGAAACUGGCCAGUUGGAUCUGCAGGGAUAUAGUACUCAUACGUUGGGUGUUAAGUCUAACUGCCGGCUGAAGCAUAUGCGGGGACGCAACUUUCCGCCUAACUAUCUGUUGGAUGUGAUACCAGCUUUGCCGAGUAUCACUAUCAAAACAUCGCUUCCACAGUCGGCCACAUUUAGCAACAUGAACAGUGCGGACCUUGUGGUUACAUCUGCAAGUCUGACCUUAUACAAUGGAGAAUCCUCAAGUUGCAUCAUAACCAUCCGGAACGAGAGCAACACUUUGCCGCUGGAACACCUCGAAGUAAGCAUUAAUUCAAAUGUGGAGCAAGAUAUGCAUAAGAAAAUGUUUCGAAUUGAUGAAGCGGCUCUGCAGGCUCAGCUGCCCGUGCCUCCGCUAAGCACUAUUGAAUUUAUACUACACAUUUAUGCGGAUGCUGAUUUUGUUUGUCCCCUGCCAGCCGACUCAAUACAAUCUUGCGCAGCCGGUGCCUCUUCUGAAUAUGGGGCUUCUUCGCUAUCGCAGUACUCUAACAUGUCCGGCCAGUCUGCAAGCCUGCCCUUGCGUGUCAGCUCGCCACAGAAUCGUCGCCAAGAUCCGCAGAAUAUAAGUAUUCGUUCAACCUUUUCCGGCGCUCAGCAUUCGCUGGCUACUUUGAGUCUGCAGCCAGGCGGAGCGGGCUCGAACUUGCGCGCCGCACAAAACAGCCAACAUGUAGAGGCGCAACUUCGUCUCAAGUACUCGGGCGGAGAGGCCUUGGUUGCCGGAUACUGUCGUCAAUGUGCCGUGUCUUUUAACUUAGAGCUGCUUCCUAGUGCCCAGAUAACUAGCUGGGAUGUGCUACCCGCUGAGAUACCUUCACAGUUCUACUUAGUCUUGGACAUAUCUAACCUAACCGCUCAAGAAAUGUCGCUCAAUUACACUGACAACAAGAAUAUACUCAUCGAGGCCAAAGAAAGUUGUCGCGUACCUAUUCCAGUGGACCGAUGCUCAUUGGAGCAAAUUUGUGUAGCACGUGCAGCGGAAGUUGCUGAGAAUCUGGAACGCGAGCUGUGCUUUCGCACGCAGAUACUGUCCUUCAGCGAGGCACUCAGCAAGCUUUGCUCAACUCACAUAGCUGAGCGCGUAAAAAUUAAUUGGCUGCUAACGGGCACUGAUAUUAAAGGCACUGCUUCGCUACGUGGAAUUGUUCUCUCCCAUAGUAUGGUGGACUUGACCACAAUCUCGCCUCUUCAGUGGGCUAUAAGCUUCCAGGAUACGCCAGUGCAGCCACACAGCGAAAUAAUAUGCACCGUUGGGCAGCGAGCACUACUUAGCAUCAAUCUCACGAAUCAAUCUUUACAGCCACUCAAGAAUUUGGUAUUAACUAUCAAAUUCUAUCAAGACUACUUAAAUGGCAUAGAAAACUACAAUCUAGAGACACGGGUGGCAAUUUCUGGACCUAACCGAAUAACAAUCCCUGUUUUGGAUAAGUACGAGCAAUCGCAGCAUAAUUGCUCUGUGAUAUUUUUUACGCCUGGUCGUUUCAAGACCAGCAUUGAGUGCGCCACCAAACCACAGCAGAGUAGCAGUAUUUUGAGCCGUUCCUGUCCAGAAGCUACCAACUUAAGUCAAUUAGAAACAUUGUCAUCUCCAGCAGCCAAUUUAAAUACUCUGUCGGCUUCUAGCCUUGACGAGCAACAGGCGCAUAUAUGGAAAUUUAUACCACCUAUUGAGGUGACUGUUGUAGAGCCGUGAUUGAGUAAAUUGUUAAUGAUUUCUAGUUUAAUUUUGUUGUAUCUGUACUUGUAUUUGUUUCUGUAUUACGUAUACCUAGUACUGUAUAUGUGCUGCCUCCUGUAGUUCUAUGCGAUAUAUGAUAGAUAGCGCUGUUAAUCUGUGUAAACACAAAUAUCUUACCGUUGUUGUAAAAUGAAAA